UGUCCUUUACUCGAAAGACUCUCUAUUAAAAGCUGUACCAAUAUUGAUAACAUCGAUAUUGACAUUUCUUAUCUUAAAUUCUUUCAGUUCUAUGGUUCUUUUAAGUCCAUAUGUUUUAGAAAUGUUGGUCAUCAUCUUUCAACACUUAUAGUUGAUAACAGCACAAAUGAUGUAAAAAAUUUCGUACGCGAGACCUCUGAUCCUAUCAAGCUUUUUGAAUGUAUGCCUGUCGUUGAGCACUUGCGUCUCGGAUAUCAUUUUGUGGAGUACCUUUAUGCUGGAACAAUGCCGACUGAACUUUCAGCUUCUCUUAGCUGUCUUAAAGUUCUUGAACUGCCAAGUAUAUGUUUUCGGUGUAUGAGUGAGAUCUCUGUUGUUCUUUGCUUGAUUGUGAGCUCUCCUAACUUAGAGAAGCUUGAGAUUGUGUUUGUUGCGACUUCGGGUAAAAUAAUACCUCUUGCUCCGAAACUUUUAAAGGUAGCAGACCUGUUAGAAAACGCACUAAAAAAGCUUCGAGUGGUGAAGAUGAAGCUCUCAGACAAAAAAGAAGUAAGACCUGAACUGGAAUUUCUAAAGUUUCUUUUGGCUGAAUCAGUAGUACUUGAAAAGAUGUUAAUACAGCCUGCUGAAGGAACAACUGCAGAGGAAGGAUUUAAGAUUUUGAAAAAGAUAAUUCGAUUUCAACGUUCAUCAAAGAAAGCAGACAUUUUGUACUUAGAUUGUGACGGUGAUGGCGAAUGUUGAUUUUGAUAGUUAGGAUUUCGGAAAAUUAGAUCAUUUUCAGGUGGAAUUAGUCGAAAUUUGUACUUUGAUCACUUCAAGAUUAUUCGUAGCAGUUAAUUGCAGUAAAAACAAGAAUAUCAUCUUGCAUAGCAAAUCAAUUUGUUCAGUCUGAGUUAGUAGUUUGAUCGGAUAAUCUACAGGACAA
Messenger RNA from Mercurialis annua (annual mercury), 928 nucleotides. RefSeq lists its product as uncharacterized. The record is from RefSeq and is a predicted model, not a curated record. The transcript is spliced from 3 exons. The coding region runs from base 223 to 744 and encodes 173 amino acids. NCBI's taxonomy places the organism in Eukaryota, Viridiplantae, Streptophyta, Magnoliopsida, Malpighiales, Euphorbiaceae.